GUGACGAAAACCAUUUCACCGUCUCGCACACUUGCACUUCUCUUUGAAGAACAGUAAAAGCUUCGCCGCCUACACACUCAUCGCCUGCGGCGUCGCCAUUCGCCCGUACUCCAUUCCCCUUCCUGCUUUCCCGCGACCCUGACACCCGAACCUGGGCGUCGCCGUCAUGAACGCGGCGACAACGAACGUGGGGUUGCUGAAAGAGCUGCAUGCAGACCUUGGCCGAAAAUACAAGAAACACGAGGAAGCAAUCCAGACCCUCUGGCGAUCGUUUGACGCGACCCAGCGUGCAGCAUGCUUGCGGGCUGGCGCCGCCGAGGGCGUCGUGCUGAGACACCCGACGGAUACCUCGCUGGGCAAUGUCCACAAGUUCAUCCCGGAGUGCAAUCUGCGCGACAUCGCAGAUUCAGGACCCGACUUCCUCCUCGACCUCAUCAAGCACCGCGCGACCACGUCUCUGUUCCGACAGUACUGCGAAGGCAACCACGGCGGCCUGGGCGAUCACGCAUUCAUCACUGAGAUGGAGCAGACAAGAGGGCUCCGCCACGUACGCAGAUUCGACAGAUGCUUCACCCUGUUUUUGGACGAGAAUCAAUAUGGCGAGUCUUUCGAAAUACGGCGUGGUGCUAUGAGCGAGCUCCCGGCUGCUCUUGCGCCUGCCAUCGGCGCCGGCCUUUGUGUCCCCCAGUCAAGGGGAGAGCUCAUCCUGCAGAGGCAACUCUAUCUGACGCAGUGCCUCGUCAUUCUCAUUGACGACAUCCUAGACCAGGGAUCCCAAACUAGAGCGAACAAGGACAUGCCCCAAAAGUCCGACAAGGCGGCAUCAGCGGCCUUAGCAAAGCUGACUAUCCAAGAUCGGCUGCCGGAGGAGGUUUCCCUAUCGGACCUAAUCGCCAGCGCCCUGGAGCAAAAGGACACACUUGACGAGUACUUUGGUCUACUCUGUGCCGAGCCUGUUCUACUUGCCCACGCCGUCAACAUUUGGUUCUUUACCCGGCCCGAGCUGAUCGCAGACGAGCAAGGGUGCCGGUUACCUGCCCACAGCGACCGAUACAUCAGCGGCGCUAUUCUCGAAGCGAUCCACAGUGCGGUACAGGGAGCCGCCAUCUGGGACUACAUUUAUCGACUUCUCGACCUUCUAAACACCAAAGCCGCUGACGAUGACAUCUACCGUGCCAUUACCUUGCAAGAGGUAACCAACGUCUGCCACCUCGAGUUCGCCCGUGCUCAGGCCCUCUUCAAGCGCCAUGUUCAGACGGGCACGGGCUCCCAGUUCUUCAAACGGCAGCCUGGCGUGCACGACAGGGCUGGUAACGCCCACGUCUUCAUGAAGUGCAACGUGAAGAAACUCGCGAAGGCUGAUGCGCAGCUUUACUACAUGAUGCGCCUUUGCCAAACCGAAACGACCCCGCAGGAUGCCGCGGGUUGGCUUAAGAAACUGACCGAGUUUAACGACUCGCACCCCUCGGCUCGCGAUCGGAUUGAGGCAAGGGAGGCCGAUGCGCUGAGCGACCUUGCUGUCGUCAUCAGCUUCAUCCAGGACCUUUCUCCCGCCAUUUCGAUACCGUCUGUCUCGCGCACGAAGGGGCAAAUGUUUGUCUCGCGAUCACAGGACCUCGAGGCCGAGGUAGUCCAACUCAAGGACCAAGUCGACCUUCUCGAUUUCGCUCUCCCCAUCGGCAACCUACUGGAGCCGGGCAUGUCCGAAGGAGCGCUAAAGAAGCUCGACCAGUUCGUCAUCGACAAGGUCGGUACCAAGAUGGGGUUCCUAUACGAGGACUUGGUACGCGAAUGCUUCGCCGUCCUCGAGGAUCAGUACCAGAUGGAAAAGACCAAGAGAGUGGAACAGGCGAAGGCGCAAGCCGUUCAGCAUCAACAAAUGAUGGACUGGACGCCCAUCCCCGUGCCAGCCCUGCAGCCACAAGAGGAGCGCGUCGAGCAGCGGAGACAGAAGGAAAAGACGCGCCCUGCACACUCGUCCAUCUACGAAAUCGUCCCGACUGAGGCCCCCCCUGCUGCUGAGGCGUCUUCAGAGGAAUCCGCGCAGCCACUCCGCACCUUCGAGGUGAGCGCAUCAGCAGCCGAUGUAUUCCUAACGCUGUUCGACAAGACCCAAUCGCGCGGAGCUGUCAGCUGGGCGGACUUUAUGGCGGCCAUGGCUAACUUGGGGUUCUCUGUCCUACCCAAGUUUGGGUCCGUCUACACGUUUGUCCCGCCCAAGAGCUUGGGACUGAGACAGUCGUUUACGGUGCACCGGCCCCACAAGUCGCAGUUCGAGGAAUACCGGCUGCUCAUCCUUUCGCGGCGGUUGAAGAGGAAGUACGGAUGGGGGGAGAAGAGUUUUGUGGUGGCUUGAGCGGUGAUUUUUGUUGGCCAGGGAUGGUUUUGACUUGGAGCUUCCAGUUUGGUGCCGAACUCUGGACGGACCACACUUCCAUUCACUCGCUCAGCUCUCCUAGCGCAUAAUGUCUUUUUAUCUACGGGUACCAUAUGGUCAUUUAUUGUAGGCCUUGAAAUUUGUGAAUGACGAGUCGCCUGAUAUUGUUUACAAAACGGGGUAACCAGUGAUGUGCUUACGGAAAUGAAUAGAAGCCCUCAACAAAUAAUACGGUUGGGGUGUCAAAAAUGUCGGAGUCGGAAGAAAUGGGGGGGGAAUUCAGUGAGUAAAUGAUGUACAAAGAAGUAUGAGAAUAAAUAUAGGCUUGAGGUUGUCUUUUCUACUGGGGAUGA
Chaetomium fimeti is the source of this 2730-nucleotide messenger RNA. RefSeq lists its product as uncharacterized. The record is from RefSeq and is a predicted model, not a curated record. Lineage: Eukaryota; Fungi; Ascomycota; Sordariomycetes; Sordariales; Chaetomiaceae. The transcript has a single exon. The coding region runs from base 167 to 2356 and encodes 729 amino acids.